AUGGGAAGAAAAAAAGUAAGAAGGGCAAAAAUUAAGAAACCUAGAACUAUUUUACCAUUAGAAAAAAGAUUUGCUUGUCCUAAAUGUAAUCAAGAUUCUGUUGUGCAAUGUAAAGUUAUUAAACACCAGUCUAAAGGAUAUGCAAUUUGUACUGUGUGUCAAGCACAAUUUAGAUGUGAAGCAAAUAAUCUUACUAAUCCUAUAGACAUUUAUUCAGAGUGGAUUGAUGAAUGUAAUAAAUAA
Molecule: messenger RNA, 243 nt
Organism: Vairimorpha ceranae
Lineage: Eukaryota; Fungi; Microsporidia; Nosematidae
Product: transcription elongation factor 1
Exons: 1
Coding region: 1-243 (80 amino acids)
Biological process (GO): transcription elongation by RNA polymerase II
Cellular component (GO): transcription elongation factor complex
Molecular function (GO): RNA polymerase II complex binding
Source: RefSeq, a predicted model, not a curated record